Racocetra persica is the source of this 279-nucleotide messenger RNA. Lineage: Eukaryota; Fungi; Glomeromycota; Glomeromycetes; Diversisporales; Gigasporaceae. The record is from the annotation of a GenBank genome assembly.
AUCUUCCUAGUCUUCCACUAUUUAACCAACUUCUCUAUCACACUGAAAUACAACCUAAACAUAAACCUGCAAUUGUUGAUGUCCAAGCUGAAACAUUUCACUCCUAUCACCAUCUAGUUUCAGAUAUUGUAGAAUUAAGAAAAAGAUUGUUAACAAAUGCAGAUAUAUCUAUUGAGGAUUUAAAAGAGGCACGAGUUGCUUUUUUAUGCCCAAAUGGAUAUGAUUAUGUUGUGUCUCAAUGGUCAAUUUGGUCUGCUGGUGGAAUUGCAGUUCCAUUAU